Vigna unguiculata (cowpea) is the source of this 4156-nucleotide messenger RNA. RefSeq names its product TMV resistance protein N-like. The record is from RefSeq and is a predicted model, not a curated record. Lineage: Eukaryota; Viridiplantae; Streptophyta; Magnoliopsida; Fabales; Fabaceae.
UUGGUAAAAUAUGAAUUGUCUUCACAAUUUACAAAUAAGAAAGUUUAUAUAUAAACAAAUUAUCCAGUAGUUUUAUACUCUCCAAGCUCCGCUGAAUAAAAUGGAAAAUUCAUAUUUUGCUGCUACUGGUUCUUGGUUGUUCUUCUCUCCACUGCGUACACAAGGCCAUCAAGAAUCUUGUCAUGUCCGAUCAAAGCAAUAGCUUCUGCGUAGGUCAGCUAUCGUUCAGCACCACACUUUAAUUCUAUCACACAAGCUAUGAUUUCCACCUUCUAAAUCGUUUCAACAAAUCAAAUCUACACUUUUUUAUUAAGAAUUGUUCUUCCGCUGUGUGUGGUGUGAAGUUAAGGAGUAAACACUACCAAUUGAAGUGUAUAAUUCAUAGAUGGUGAAAACUAAAUCAGGGCUUCAAUGGUUUUGGCCCUGCUUCGGUGGUCGAUCAUCAUCCUCUAUCGUCCAUUCACAGGGACCUACUUCUUCUUCUUCAUACCAAAACCAAGACUACAGAUAUGAUGUGUUUAUCAGUUUCAGAGGCCCUGACACCCGCAAUUCUUUCGUUGACCAUCUAUGCUCUCAUCUCCUUCAAAAGGGCCUUUUUGUAUUGAAGGAUGAUCACAAACUACAGAAAGGAGAAUCCAUUUCCCGCCAGCUUCUACAAGCAAUUCAACAGUCACGCCUUUCUAUCAUUGUCUUUUCCAAAAAUUAUGCUUCCUCAACUUGGUGUUUAGACGAAAUGGCCGCUAUAGCUUCUUGCAAACAACGAUCAAACCACAUUGUUUUCCCCAUUUUCUAUGAUGUAGAUCCAUCUCAUGUAAGACAUCAGAAUGGGGUAUACAAGAAUGAUUUCCUUUCACACAGAUGGAAAUUCGGAAAAGAUCGGGACAAGGUUCCUGGAUGGAAGAGGGCUAUGACGGAUUUUGCAAAUUCAGCUGGUUGCGAUAUCAGGGACAAGCCAGAGUUUGAACAGAUUCAAAUUAUUGUUCAAACAGUAAUUAAAAAAUUAGGUCAUAAGUUUUCAUGGUCUGUCAAUGACCUUAUUGGGAUACAACCACGCGUACAAGCAUUGGAAGAUAAAUUAAGAUUAGGCUCAAACAGUGAUGAUGUUCAAGUUUUAGGAAUUUGGGGAAUGAAUGGAAUAGGAAAGACUACUCAUGCAGCUGUCCUAUAUGACAAAAUCUCUCAUAGGUUUGAUGCUUCUUGUUUCAUUGAGGAUGUGAGCAAACUUUAUAGGGAAGGUGGCCAUUCUGCUGUUCAAAAAGAAAUUAUUUAUCAAACUUUACGUGAAAACAUAGAUAUGAGUAAUCCUAUUGAAAUAUCAAGGAUUGUAAACAAUAGGCUACACAGCAUAAAGGUCCUCAUAGUUCUGGACAAUGUUGAUGAAUUGGAGCAAUUGGAAAAUUUGGCUAUAAAACCAAAAUUGCUUUUGAAGGGAAGUAGACUAGUUAUUACAACCACAGAUGAGCAUAUUCUGAAAGUGUGUGAGGGUGAGUGUUUACACAAAGUUCCGUUAUUGAAUGAUAAGGAUGCUCGUGAAUUGUUCUGUAGAAAGGCUUUCAAAAGUGAAGAGCAAAACAGUAAUUGUGCCGCGUUAAUUCCUGAAGUACUCAAUUAUGCCCAAAGUCUCCCAUUGGCAAUUAGAGUGUUGGGUUCUUUCUUGUGUACUCGAGAUGCUGUUGAAUGGAGAGAUGUGUUGAAUAGAUUGAAGAAUAGUCCAGAUAAUAAAAUUAUGAGUGUACUACAAAUAACUGUUGAUGGACUACACCAUGAAGAAAAACAGAUAUUUUUACACAUUGCAUGUUUCUUUAAAGGGGAGAGGGAGGAUUAUGUUAAGCGAAUUCUAGACUGUUGUGAGUUAUACCCUCACAUUGGAAUUUCAAGACUCAUUCAGAAAUCACUCAUCACCAUUAGCAAUGAAGAACUUCAGAUGCAUGAAUUGUUACAAGAAUUAGGAAAGAAAAUGGUUCGAGACCAAUCUCCCGAGGAGCCAGGAUUAUGGAGUAGAAUAUGGCUUCAUAAAGACUUCUUUCAAGUCUUGAUGACAGAAACGGGAACAGAGAAGGUGAAAGCCAUAGUUUUAAAUAAAAAAGAAGAAAUGGCAGAAUGUAGUGUUGGUGGAUUGUCAAGAAUGAAGGACCUUACAUUACUCAUAUUAUAUCACACAAGAGUUUCAGGAAGACCGGAGUUUCUUUCAGACAGAUUGCGUUAUGUUUUGUGGCAUGAUUAUCCAUUUGCUUCUCUGCCUCCGUACUUUAUAGCCUCUAAUCUAGUAGAUUUGAAUAUGCCUAACAGUCACAUCACACAUUUAUGGGAAGGCCGCAAGAGUUGUCCUAAUUUGAAAAGGAUGGAUUUAAGCAACUCCAGGUACCUGAUUAAGACUCCCGAUUUUUCUAGAAUCACAAAACUUGAAAGAUUAGAUCUUUCUGGAUGUACAAGUUUAUCAGAGAUCCAUUCAUCAAUCGGACUUCUUAAGAAGAUUGCUUUCUUGAAUUUACGAAAUUGCUGCAAUCUAGUUAUCAUUGACUUUGGCCUUGUGGGUAAUAUGAGUUCUCUAAGAGUUCUUCAUCUCUCGGGUUGUUCUAAGCUUGAAAGCACCCCAGAUUUUACAAGGGCAACACAUCUUGAGUACAUUGACAUGGAUGAAUGUUCAAGCUUAUCCACUAUUCAUCAAUCUAUUGGAGUCCUUUCAAGUCUUACAUUCUUGAGUUUGAGAAAAUGCAGAAAGCUUGUGAGUAUACCAAAUGAUAUAAAUUCCUUGUUAUCUCUACAAACUCUAGAUUUAUGUAGUUGUUCGAACCUUACCGAUCCUACCAAGACAAGCUUCUUCAUCUCAUUUGAAAUCCUUGACUUAAGUUUUUGCAAUUUACAAGAAGUAAAUGAAGCUAUUAGAGAGUUAAGAUGUCUGGAAAGACUGAAUCUACAGGGAAACAAUUUUGUUUCAGUACCUGAUUUCUUCAGCGGGCUUCCUCGUCUAGCAUAUUUAAACUUGUCUUAUUGUCAUAAACUUAAAUCUUUGCUUAGGAUUUGCUUUAAAGGAGAUGGAUCAGGAGGGAAGUAUUUUAAAACAGUAUCUGGAUCUCGUGAUCAUAGAUCAGGCUUUUAUCUUUUUGAUUGUCCCAAUGUGGCUCUAGAGAAGGAGAAUCUUGAGAUUUUCAAACUUGAAUGGUCUCUCCAACUAAUGAAGGAACCCUGUAAUUUUCGGUGUGGCUUUGACGUUGUUGUUCCUUGGAAUUUGAUUUCCACCUUUAUUCAGUGAAACAUUAAGGGGGAUUCAAUUAUAAGAAUACUUCAAUGUGGCACCAAUGACAACUGGAUUGGGUUUGCUUUUUGUGUUGUAUUUGAGGGAAACAAUGGUGAUGCGGCUGUUCGAUCUUCGCCACACUCUUCAUUUUCACAUCCACUUUAUCUUUCCUUUGAAAAUGAAUACACAGAAGAGUACUUUGAUAUGCGACUUAAUCUAGAGGCGCUUCAAACGAACGGAUCUGCACAUAUUUGGAUGAUUUACAUCAGUCGAGAACACUGUCAUUUUGUGAAAACAGGAGCGCAUGUCACAUUUAAAGCGCAGCCAAAUGUUAAGAUCAAUGCAUGGGGGAUGAGAGCUAUACUCAAACAAGAUAUACAUGACUUCAAAGUAGGGAAAUACGUACUACUCUCCCAAUUAAAUCGUGAUCAUGUCCCCUUUGAGUAUGUAGAAAAAAACAUUGAUGGGUCAGGACCUAAAAUCCAGCUUCCUUAUAAUUGGUUUGUCACAGAAGAAGAAGAAGUUGAGAAUAUUGAUGCAAAGGCAAAAGAAAAUAACCUUUCCAAUGCGGGACUUUAAGUUGCUUGUCAGAGAUAUAAAUAUUGAAGCUCAGAAGCAUUUUUUGGGAUCCCAUGAAACUCACCCGUUCUUGGUUGUUCUUCUCUCCACUGCGUACACAAGGCAGAGAAGAAUCUUAUGAUGUUGAAUCAAAACAAUAGCUUCUGCGCAGAGAAAGAUCUUUCAGUUGUAGCUGUAGAAACUAGAAAAGUCAUGGUAAGACGAAGUAAUCUAUCUAUCAAGUAGUAAACUUCAGACUUUUUUGUUGUUGCCAAACAUGUACAUAAAUUUUGCAUUGUUGAUAAAUUCUUCAAAUUUGAAUCUUGACGAGCAUCAAUAAUGAAAUAUUGAAGUUAAAAA